UUCCCUGCUUUGCAUUACUCGACAAUUUUUGGUUAACCGUGAAAUUUAGAUUUGUGAGAUUUCUUAUUAAAUCGGAGAAAUGACAAAUACUGUGGAAACUUCAGGACAGGACGUUGAAAUGGAGGUGGAUCCAUCUAGUGAAAAUGCAGGAGACACGAAAAAAGAUCAAGGUGUCUCAACAGUAUUGGAAAUUCGAGAGCAAAUACGUCAGAUUGAGAGGGCCGUAGCUUCAAAGGAAUCUAGAUUCAUUUUGAGAGUGCUGCGUUCACUUCCCAAUACGCGCAGGAAACUAAGCGCUGCUAUUUUCCGAAAUAUAGCUCAGUCAAUAUAUCCAGCCGGAACUGAUCGCGAAACUGCAAAUAGUUUGAUUCCGAAUACUCCGGCUGGAGUCAUAGAAACUGAAAUACCGAGAAGUCGUUCAGCGUCAAAGCCUCCAAUUGCUGAAGUAGAUGCAUACUUUUAUUUACUAUUGCUGGUUAAGCUAAUUGAUGAAGGAGACAUAAAACGUGCAGUUGUGUGUUCCGAAGCACUAAUGUCGAAAAUUGCUGGGCAGAAUCGUCGUACUUUAGAUUUGAUUGGAGCAAAAUCUUAUUUUUACUAUUCGCGAGUUAUUGAGCUUAACAACUGUUUAGAAACCAUAAGAGGAUUUCUUCAUGCUCGUUUGCGAACAGCUACUUUGAGAAAUGAUUUCGAAGGUCAAGCUGUACUAAUUAAUUGCUUAUUACGGAAUUAUUUGCAUUAUUCACUUUACGAUCAAGCUGACAAAUUAGUAAAGAAGUCUGUAUUUCCGGUAUCAGCUAGUAACAAUGAAUGGGCACGAUUUUUAUAUUAUUUGGGCCGUAUAAAGGCAGCAAAGCUUGAAUAUAGUGAUGCCCAUAAGCACUUAGUACAAGCUUUGAGGAAAGCUCCUCAAAACGCGGCCGUUGGAUUUAGACAAACCGUGCAAAAGUUGAUUAUAGUUGUCGAGUUGCUAUUGGGAAACAUACCAGAACGACAAAUUUUCCGACAAGCCGCACUACGUAAAUCUUUGGCACCCUAUUUUCAGCUUACACAAGCUGUACGCUUAGGUAAUCUUCAGCGAUUUGGUGAAGUGGUAGAAAACUUCGGUCCGAAAUUUCAACAAGAUCAUACUUACACAUUGAUCAUUCGUCUUAGACACAAUGUUAUAAAAACUGCAAUCCGUUCAAUUGGACUCUCUUAUUCACGCAUAUCACCAAACGAUAUUGCAAAACGUUUAAUGCUAGAUUCAGCCGAAGAUGCUGAAUUCAUUGUGUCCAAAGCAAUUCGUGAUGGAGUUAUAGAAGCAACUUUAGAUCCAGAACAGAAUUACAUGAGAAGCAAGGAAAGUACAGAUAUAUAUAGUACACGCGAACCGCAGCUUGCUUUCCAUGAACGUAUUACAUUUUGCCUUGAUUUGCAUAAUCAAAGCGUAAAAGCCAUGCGUUAUCCGCCGAAAUCAUAUGGUAAAGAUCUUGAGAGCGCAGAAGAGCGGCGAGAGCGUGAACAACAGGACUUAGAAUUAGCUAAAGAAAUGGCCGAGGACGAUGAAGAUGGUUUUUAAGAAGUUUGAUUUAAAAAGUUUAUGAACCGAUAGCGUUGUCGCGCAACAAUUUAAAUAUAAUCCCAAAAUAAUUCUUAUAAAAAA
Molecule: messenger RNA, 1645 nt
Organism: Bactrocera tryoni
Lineage: Eukaryota; Metazoa; Arthropoda; Insecta; Diptera; Tephritidae
Gene: Rpn3
Product: probable 26S proteasome non-ATPase regulatory subunit 3
Exons: 2
Coding region: 80-1561 (493 amino acids)
Biological process (GO): regulation of protein catabolic process; ubiquitin-dependent protein catabolic process
Cellular component (GO): proteasome complex; proteasome regulatory particle, lid subcomplex
Molecular function (GO): enzyme regulator activity
Source: RefSeq, a predicted model, not a curated record